Molecule: messenger RNA, 3563 nt
Organism: Hymenoscyphus albidus
Lineage: Eukaryota; Fungi; Ascomycota; Leotiomycetes; Helotiales; Helotiaceae
Source: the annotation of a GenBank genome assembly
CAACACCCAACCCACUACCACCUCCCUCUACCUCCGCCUCCACCUCACCAGGUCGAGUUCCAUUCGAGUUCCACAUCUUCUGCUUCCUCUCAUCCACUUUGCAUACUUUCCACUGCUGCACCGGAACUCUCAACCUUCAAUUCCCCGUUUCUGCGUGCAAUGACGAGCUGAGACUUCCUUCCUUCUCGGCGCACAAUGCUCAUCUAGAGCUUGACUUUCUUUUUCCAUUCUCAUCUCCCCAAAGUAAACAAAGUAUUGUCUUCGCACCACGCCACUCCCGGGUCCGCAUUCCACAAACAAACCAAGAGCUUGCCCAUCAUGUCGGCCAGGAUGAAGGUGAAUGCCCUCAACACGAUGCACACGGCUGGCAUCUUCUCCGACAUGACUGUUGACGGCCCUGAAAUCGGAACGCUGGUGGUGAUAGUUGACCGCGCGAAGAACCUCCCCAAUCGAAAGACCAUUGGCAAACAAGAUCCCUACUGCGCGGCGCGGCUCGGAAAGGAAGCAAAGAAGACGGAAACGGAUCGUCGGGGAGGCCAAACACCACGAUGGUACGACUGAACGUCGAGCAAUGCGAACCAAUCUUUGCUAACUCUGAAAUCUAGGGACCAAGAACUACGAUUUACCGUCCACGACUCUGCCGACUACUACCAGCUGAAAGUUUCCGUGUUCAACGAUGACAAGAGAACAGAUCUAAUUGGCGAGAACUUCGUCGACUUGCGGAGCAUAAUUGUGCCUGGUGGUGGACAGAGCGAUGUGUGGCAUAAUCUGAACUGCAAGGGCAAAUACGCGGGCGAAAUCAGGAUUGAAAUCACCUACUACGAUACAAGACCGAAACAGGAAAAACCAGAAAAGGCAAAACAGUUGGCGCCCAGUACCAUUGAGGAUGGAGGCAGAGAUUCUCUCAAGGGCCCAAGACAACCCAAGCCUGCUGUUAAAAGAAGACCAUUGCCCUCAGAUCCGGUUACAGGUGCACCACCUCCAGCCAGUGCUAUUCCAGAUCAUGUCCAGACACCUCCUCGAGGAUACAAGUCCCCAACAGCGGCUCCCGAGCAUAGCCAAACACCACCACGUAGCUAUGAACUAGCGGCAAACAGCAACGAGUUCGCCCAAAAUCCUCCUCGAAACCACCAACAACCGCCAAAUGCAGUUCCUGAGCACGUUCCAACGCCCAAUCGAGGGGCCCCAACUGCUAUUCCACAACACGUACAGACCCCGCCACGAGGGUACCAAAGUACCGGUUAUGUUCCAAACCAAUCGCCACUACAAAGUUUCGAGUACAACAAUACACCACCAACCCAGCAUUCACAGGGAGGUUACGACAAUAGUCAAAAUCACAACGUGUACUCCAGCACCCCUCCAAGUUCGAAACCAAUUUCACAGGAUAGAUACGAGACUUACGACCCAUACGUUACGAAUGACUACACACAAAGCAAUGGUGGUAGCAGAGGACGAUACGAUGACGAGGAUGAAAUGAAUGACCCGAGGGACGCAUACAAUAGGCACACACCAUAUGAGCUUCCUCAACCUGAAGAUUUUGGCUCUCCGCCAAGUCCAGGCGGUCCUCCUCCACCACCACCAGCGCACGGGGGAAGGCAGAAUAGCCACCAAGCCAGUCCUACGCCGCCAACGAGACAGAAUAGUUACUACCCCCCUGAAUCGAGGUCACCAAAUGUUUAUGAUUCCCCAACUAAGCCCCGUGGACAUUCAAUAACCAAUUACUCGGCACCAAAGUCAUACAUGGCCUAUGCAGCUCCAAAAUCCGAUGACCCGUUCCGCAAGUCUGGAGGAAGCUACCAGGAAUCUCCACCCCGCCAACACCCCUAUGAUUCAAGAUACAAUUCAAACUACGAGUCAAUGCAGCCAACUGUUGAAGACGCCCCGCCUUCUCCAUCUGGGCGAUAUAGAGGCGAGUCGCACUCUUCGAGAACCGAAGAUCGGAGAUAUGGUGAGGUUCCCUCAACCGCUCCACUCAACCUGAGCGGACGUGGGGGUUCUCCGUCGGGUUAUGAUAAUGCUCCGAGCGCUACCACUCGCCAACACUCGAACAGUAUGGGGUACGCGUCUAACAAUUCUCAAAUCUCCUUGAGAGAACGAUCACAGACUGGAACUGUUUCUUCGAGAAAUUCGUACAAUACGUUGUCUCAGCCGCAGCAGCAAAACCAACGAAGGCGAUCGAAUAGUCACCUGUCCGAAGUUGAUGGUGACUAUGGUCUACCACCAGUGCCGGCAACUCUGGUAGCUGGCAUGGAUCCAAUGAUUGCGCAAGAGAUCUCUGAAAGGAUCUACGACGAGAGAAGAUCGAGUUUCAGCAACCAAGCUUUAGUUCGGACCCAUGAUCGAUAUCAAGAUUCUUCUUCAUACCACCAGGAAUUACCACAGCAACAUUCAUACUCAAGUGAUGCAAUGGUUCCCUUUGUUCCCGCUUCUUCUUCGUCACAUGACGAACGACAAAGUCGAUACUCAAAUGCUCUUGUACCAGUUAAUAAGGCAAGGCAAGUCUCACCGGAUACCAGAAGGCCCAUGCGGAAAUCGGUCAGCCCCUCUCCAGGGGCUUCUCCGGGACGGGAUGAUGGAAGAAGAUUAUCCGGAGUACCGUUUGGUCCGGAUUCCUACAAUGCUUUGAAUCCCAAGAUUUCUGGGUCUACAUCGACACAAUCUUUGAGCGCAAGAUAUGACACUGACAAGCCGGACCCAGAUGAGAAAAUCAUAACUCAUGAUGGCAGGGAAAUAGAUCCAAGCGACCACAUUCCUGAAUCCAAUUAUGCGCCGCUUCUUGAAUCUAAAGGACCUAAAUAUGCUUCUCAACAACCUGAUCGCAACUAUCGGGGUCCAACAAGCAAUUCGCAGCCUAGCUCUGGCCGUAAACAGCUUAGAGUGGCACCUCGUCCACAGUCAAUGGCAAUUACCAAUUCAUCUCCAAUGUACAUGAAUACGGGCCCAAAUGACCCUAUGGCGUCGUCUGCUGGGCGAAACCGCCUUCAAAAGAAGGCAAAUAGAAUUUCGGCCAUGCCAACACCACAUUCAAACCCACUGACCCCCAUCACAUCAUAUCAAAGCAAUAGUUACAGUUCAAGAAGUGUUCCCCGCCCGAACACAGCAGACUACUAUCCUAACGAGAGUUAUGCGCCCUCAUAUGGAGCUGGAUAUCGUGGAAGCGCUGGGCCUCCUAUUCCGGCCAAGGUCCCUAUAGGUAGCAUGAAUUCUGCUCCGGCUCAACAAAAUCACAGCGGCAGUGGGGAUGCUUGGGCGUUGCUGGAGGAGAUGAAGAACAUUGAUCUAGGAAGUGGGAGGGCGAGAAGACGCGGUUACUAAAUGACAAGCAAGAUGGGUCUUUCGGCGAAAACGAAGUCUCGGGUUUGACCGGACACAAUGCUGCCACGGGCUGUGUAUUACUUCUUUCUUUGGGUAUACUUUACCUUGAUUUCCUUUUUUCUUUUUUCUCAUCUUUUAAGUUGUAUUAGACGGAUUUUCUCUCAGGCUUCUUCCCUAUGAAUGGACUGACUAGGGGCAAUGGCCGGCUGGGCUGGAUAAUUGUCAGAUGCGAAUUAGGGUGCUCUGGG